This is a messenger RNA of Cynara cardunculus var. scolymus (artichoke), 1442 nucleotides long. RefSeq names its product ribonuclease 3-like protein 2. Bases 46 to 1197 code for a protein of 383 amino acids. The record is from RefSeq and is a predicted model, not a curated record. Gene Ontology annotation, molecular function: RNA binding; ribonuclease III activity. Gene Ontology annotation, biological process: siRNA processing; rRNA processing. Gene Ontology annotation, cellular component: cytoplasm; nucleus. The transcript is spliced from 5 exons. NCBI's taxonomy places the organism in Eukaryota, Viridiplantae, Streptophyta, Magnoliopsida, Asterales, Asteraceae.
AUACUGGACAAUGGAAUGAUUGAGAAUUCGUAAAAGAAGAGAGAGAUGUCUUCCAUAGAUUCCGGCGAUUCACGGGGAAGAUUAUCGGAGAAGAUCAUCUACACCUACGGCGUCGACAUCGUCUCUGGCGACUAUGUCGACUGGGAAACAGGCGAAGGAACAGUAAAAUGCACGAUUAACAUGGAAGAAUCAGUUGCCGCUGUAGAAUCCAUCUUAGGAUACACAUUCAACAACAAGAGUCUGUUGGAAGAAGCCUUGACGCAUCCUUCUUACUCCGAAAGUCCUUCUUAUCAACGGCUUGAGUUCGUCGGUGAUGCUGUCCUUGGACUCGUAAUUUCCAAUUUCGUUUUCGUCACUUACCCUGAUCUCGACCCUGGUCAGCUAUCUCUUCUUCGUUCCGCCAAUAUUAGCACCGAGAAACUCGCUAGGGUUGCGGUCAACCACGGCCUUUACAAAUACGUGCGCCACAAAGCCGCCGCGCUUAAUGACAAGGUUAGGGAAUUUGUGAUGGCGGUUCAGGAAGAAGAUAAUAUGGUUGUUCAUGGUGGACAUAUGAAAGCCCCUAAGGUUCUUGCGGAUAUUGUUGAAUCGGUGGCUGCAGCUGUGUAUAUUGAUUGUGGAUCAAACUUGCAAAUCAUAUGGAUGAUCAUGAGAGUGCUACUUGAACCUAUUGCGAUGCUAAAUGACAUCGAGAAACAACCGCAGCCUAUUACAUUGCUAUACGAGGCAUGUCAGAAGAAUCAGAAGGAUGUUAUUAUAAGGCACUGGAGGAAAGGUGACAGAAACAUCGCGAGUGUUUACGUAGAUGGCAGAUUUGUUGCCUCUGGUUCUUCGGACAAUAAAGAGAACGCAAAGCUGCAUGCAGCCGAGGCUGCUUUCUCCAAGUUAACCAGCUCCAAAAGCAGUGACCCAGUGAGUACACAGAUGUAUGAUGAUUUUAACAAAACCAUUGAGGUUGAAAGUGCGAAGCAGAGAGUACACGAGCUUUGCAAUAAGAAAAGGUGGUCCAAGCCGAUUUACAGAAUUGAGAGUCAGUCGGGACCUGCACACGAAAGAAGAUAUAUAUCGUCGGUUACAAUUAAAGUUUGUGACGUGAUUCUUGGUGUGGUGGGAGAUGAGAAGUCGAGAGUUAAGGAAGCAGAGAGUUCUGCGGCCGUGGCAAUGCUUUGUGCACUGCGAGAAUCCGGAUAUAUAUGAGUGUGCAAGUGUAACUAACAAACCACAAAGAGGUCAAGUAUUAUCAUCUCUUUAGAAAAGCAUGUCUAAUCCUGUGCAGUAGAAUUUUGUUGAUAUUAACCAUUUUGAUUUCCUCCCUUUUUGUUGAGCAAAAGUGAGAAUUCCAUGGAGUUGGGAGGAGAUGGAUACAAGGAUUUAAAAGGCGGAAUCGGGUCUCGAGGAGUAAGCCCCGAUGCGGAAUUAUAUUUAGACUCAAAUAUUUAUAU